Parathielavia appendiculata is the source of this 1140-nucleotide messenger RNA. RefSeq lists its product as uncharacterized. The transcript has a single exon. Lineage: Eukaryota; Fungi; Ascomycota; Sordariomycetes; Sordariales; Chaetomiaceae. The coding region runs from base 1 to 1140 and encodes 379 amino acids. The record is from RefSeq and is a predicted model, not a curated record.
AUGUCGCACGGGUGGGCGGCGGAGCCCAUGUUAGAGCCUCAAUACGGUCGCAGGCGGGCGCCGCCGAUGGAUCCUGCGAGCAAUGCGGCCUACACACACAGUCGCACAAGGACGACCUCGUCAAAUACCUUCCCAGCGCCUGUGCAGGGGCAGUUCCAGCCGAGCCCUUACCAGCCACCGAUGCAUCUCGCCCAACCCCCAGCGAACCAUCAGCGUCGCUCACCGAGCGUUAACACAUUUAGCACGGUCUCCAGCGGCGGGAUGGCACCACCGGCGGCGUACAGAACAUCCCCGACAUUAGAUAUCAGGAGAUCCACCUCGAGCCGCUCCGCCGGCACCCCCGGCUCCCCACAACCCGGCGGUUACGUCGCUCUCCUCAGGAAACAAAAGGCCACCGUGUGGUGUGAACGCGCGCAGUACGAGGACCCGAGGUUAUUGGCCCAGCAACGAGCAGCAAAAAAGCGGGCAAACCUGGAGAUUGUGGGGGCGGGAAGUGGCCUGGGUAUCGGCCCCGUGGGUGCAGGGCGCACUUCUACCGGGCUUAGCUCUACCGGCGGGAAAGUCGCGGCCAAGAUCCGGCAUCACGGCAAGCCAACCGUCAUCGGCUACUCACCAGGGAACCUCAACGGCGUUAGUGGCGUCCCUCUGCGACUCAGCGCGACCGAGGUGGAGGGCGAGGAGAGCGAGGACGACGACCCCGUUCAGCGAAUGCACCACCGGAGGACUGGGAGCUCCGGGCGGAACAGCACCUCCAGCGCCAGGCGAGCGAUGGCGUAUCGCUCGUCCGGAGGCCUCGGACCCGCCGGUGGAGCCGCGCGGUGGAGCCCAGGCGGCACCCCUGAGCGGACCGGGUCCUUGGUCCAGGAGAAGCAGGGCGAGCCGCCACUUGCGGGCGGAGGGGACGACGCUGGCAGCGGGAAGGCGAGGAGCUUCGGCAGCGGCAGCAGCGGCGAGCGGCUGGACAAUGUCCCGGAGCUGUCUGGCGCUUCGGCCCAUUUGGCGACCAACAGCAUGAAGCAUGCGACGGUGACGCGCGAAAAAAGCGUCAAGAGCGUGGACGACCUCAAGCGGAGAGGCAGUGUGGACGAGCGGACCAUGACUCUUACCGCCGGCCGGCUGUACAUUGCGAACCCGGACUGA